AUGCCCGUGAAAGCGCAUGUCGUGGUUGACAAAUCACUGGCCCAAUUAAGGACCGAUGAACCGAAGGCUGACGCACGGCAAUCACCCCAGCCUGUCAGUAUACUGCUGCUGCUGUUUUUUCUACUUUCAUUUGCAUUUACCUUCAAUUGGCUUCUACCAUUCAAUUCGGUGCUAUUCGGGCUUCUGAUCGAUCUAAGCUGCACAGCAGCGCUUUACUUUCACAUUGGUGAGACGGAGCGAAAGUGCUUUAUUGAAGAAGUCCCCGAUGAAACGCUGGUUGUCGGCAACUAUAAAUGCAAUCUCUUUGACCCAAACACCGGCGGCUUUAUGCCUUCCAGCCCUGGCAUUGGCAUGCACGUUGAGAUCCGCGACCCCGAAGACAAAGUGAUCAUGUCCAAGGUGUACUCACACGAGGGCAAAUUCUCAUUUACCUCACACACUCCCGGCGAACACGUCAUUUGCCUGUACUCAAACUCUACUCGCUGGUUUGCUGGCGGACAACUUCGCGUCCAUCUCGACAUUCAAGUGGGAGAGCACGCCAUUGACUACCAAAACGUUGCCCAGAAAGAAAAACUGAGCGAGCUUCAACUUCGAAUUCGCCAGCUUAUGGAUCAGGUGGAGCAGAUCACCAAAGAGCAAAACUAUCAGCGGUAUCGCGAAGAACGUUUCCGGUCUACCAGCGAGAGCACCUACUCGCGAGUCUUGUGGUGGUCACUUUCACAGACUGUUAUCCUACUUGGAAUGGGCAUUUGGCAAAUGCGACACUUAAAGAGCUUCUUUGAAGCGAAGAAACUCGUGUAA
This is a messenger RNA of Rhagoletis zephyria (snowberry fruit fly), 801 nucleotides long. The record is from RefSeq and is a predicted model, not a curated record. Lineage: Eukaryota; Metazoa; Arthropoda; Insecta; Diptera; Tephritidae.